This is a messenger RNA of Myxocyprinus asiaticus (Chinese sucker), 6220 nucleotides long. Its product is annotated as rho GTPase-activating protein 32-like. Gene Ontology annotation, cellular component: cell cortex; actin cytoskeleton; fibrillar center. Bases 57 to 5093 code for a protein of 1678 amino acids. Lineage: Eukaryota; Metazoa; Chordata; Actinopteri; Cypriniformes; Catostomidae. The transcript is spliced from 22 exons. The record is from RefSeq and is a predicted model, not a curated record. Gene Ontology annotation, molecular function: phosphatidylinositol binding; protein binding; GTPase activator activity. Gene Ontology annotation, biological process: small GTPase-mediated signal transduction.
CUCCAAAUCAAAUCUCCAAGUGACUCUGUGGGGUUUGUUGUGGCUAAAGUUUAACAAUGAGAGAGGCAGCUGUUGCAGUGACUAUCAUGGAGGCGUGCAGUGGGACUGCAGCAGCGACACACGGCAUAGCUCCAGCACCCCUGACAGACACAUGCAGUCAUGAUCCCUACGAAGGACCCCACCUAGAGGAGGAUGACAGGGAGGAAGACAAGAGCUUCCAGCCAGCACAGACUGCCGGCUGGGAGGAUGCUAUUGCUGUUAUGGCACAGGGUGCAUCGGUGGUCCCUGAUCUGCCAGCCGAGUCCUCUCUGCGCUCAUGUGCCAGCACAGCCAGUGUGAAGGUCAAGAACAUCAAAAAACUUUCCCUUACCAAAGGCCAUUUUCCCAGACUGGCAGAAUGUGCUCACUUCCACUAUGACAAUGUUGACUUCGGCUCUGUUCAGCUGUGUUUUGCUGAGGAUCAGAAGGACCUCGCACACAAUGGCCUGGACUCAAAGGAGUGUGUGUAUCUGGUCCAGAUCUGUUGCCAGGAUCGUAAGUGGACAGUGAGGCGUUCAUAUGAAGAGUUUCGGUUCCUGGACAAACACCUCCACCUCUGUAUCUAUGACAGAAGGUUCUCUCAGCUUCCUGAACUGCCCCGAAUAGACAACCUCAAGGACAAAGCAGAGACAACGUACCAGAUGCUUACUGCAUACAUUUCCUGUCUGUCAGCCAUCGCUGAUAACAAGAUCAACUGUGGGCCAGCACUCACAUGGAUGGAGAUUGACAACAAAGGGAACCACUUGCUGGUUCAUGAUGAAUCAACCAUUAAUGUUCCUGCUGUAGCUGCUGCCCAUGUCAUUAAGCGCUACAUCGCCCAAGCAGCAGAUGAACUCUCCUUUGAGGUUGGAGACAUAGUGUCCGUGAUCGAUAUGCCUCUUAAAGAAGCCACUGGCUGGUGGAGGGGCAAACGUGGAUUUCAGGUGGGAUUUUUUCCUUCUGAAUGUGUGGAAUUAAUUAGUGAAAAGAUCCCCUCAAAUGUGAUGUCACUGGCCAAGCCAGUGUCUAAGAAGCACGGCAAGCUGAUCACUUUUCUGCGCACGUUCAUGAAAUCACGUCCCACCAAACAGAAGCUGAAACAGCGAGGGAUCCUGAAAGAGAGGGUGUUCGGCUGUGACCUUGGAGAACACUUGCUUAACUCAGGCCAUGAUGUCCCACAGGUCAUCCGAAGCUGCACAGAGUUCAUCGAGAGGCAUGGAGUAGUGGAUGGAAUUUACCGUUUAUCUGGAAUAUCAUCCAACAUCCAGAGACUGCGGCAUGAGUUUGACUCAGAGCACGUUCCAGAUCUCACUAAAGACAUGUACGUUCAGGACAUUCAUUCCGUGGGAUCAUUGUGCAAGCUCUAUUUUCGAGAGCUGCCCAACCCACUGCUGACCUAUCAGCUCUAUCAGAAAUUCUCAGAUGCUGUAUCAGCAGCCACUGAUGAGGAGAGACUGGUCAAAGUCCAUGACGUCAUACAGCAGCUGCCUCCACCACACUACAGAACUCUUGAGUUUCUCAUGAGACAUUUAUCGCAUAUGGGAACUUAUAGUUCCAUCACCAAUAUGCAUUGCAAAAACCUUGCAAUUGUCUGGGCUCCAAAUCUCCUCAGAUCCAAACAGAUAGAGUCAGCAUGUUUCAGUGGCACCUCUGCGUUCAUGGAAGUGCGAGUGCAGUCAGUUGUUGUAGAGUUCAUCCUUAAUCACGCUGAUGUUCUCUUCAGUCCCAAACUUAGCACUUUGAUCCGCCACAGCACAGGUCACACUACUUUAGCUCGGCCCAAGUCUCUGCUGGUGAGCUCUCCUUCUACCAAGCUGCUCUCACUGGAGGAAGCGCAGGCCCGGACUCAAGCCCAGCUCGGCUCUCCUGUGUCCCCUGACAGCAAGUACAUUGAUGUGGGAAAGGGACCAACUGCCCUGCAGGGAAAGUUCCACAUGGUCAUAGACUUUCCUUCUGAGAGGUAUAGGAAGAAGGGCUCAACCAAGGCAAAGAAGUCUGCAGUGGGAAACUGGCUUUCAUUCUUCAAUAUGGUAAAGUCUUCUGCCAAGCCCAAACUACUCCGCCAUCCUAGUGAGCCCACUGAGAUGAAGACCACGCCACUACCAGGUGGUAGAGGAGACACUGGAACACUACGAUCUGCUAAAAGUGAAGAAUCUCUGUCCUCUUUGCAUAAUUUUGAGAGUGGAUCCAAUAUCUAUCGUCCACAUAGACCUCUCUGUACCAGUGAUGCUUUAUCAGUCUCAAUCAGUGAGGAGCUGCUGGACAGCAGAGUGACUGGAGACUCCCGGUCCAGUCUCAAGGACCACAAGAAGGACCCUUUUGCUUCCUCCUCUUGUGUGCCAGCUCUUAUAUCUCCACCCCACCCAGCAGCGGACACUGAGUUUAUAGCCAUGACCUCCUUAGACAUAGAUCCACUUGCUUUUAAGUGCAGCAUGCAGCCAAUCGAUCCCACGGUAUCUGAUGGUAAGAAAAAAGGCAGUCGCAAGAAGGCAGGAGGCAGUCUUGCCGAGUCAGACCUUUCAGACAAAGUCACUAGCCCCUGCCUACCACUUGAUCUUAUCCCAGUGUGCUUGGAAGAUGCCAAACACAAGCUCUCUGAAGCGCCAGCUGCCCCAAGUAAACUGGACAUGGAGACGUCUAAGAUAGGCCCAGAGGGCACCAAGAGGAGCUCAGUGGCAAAGAGUGUGACUGAGUCCUGUCCUUCUGACAUUACCUCUCUCAUGAAAAAGUCCAGUGUGUCUACAAAUGGUGGUGAAGGCCAUCAGAGAUCCGCUAGCUUUUGCAAAGCAGAAAGUAAACCUGCAGAUAUCAAAGGGCAUAGAAGAGCUGAGUCAGGUGCUGUGAAGUUUGAAUGCACACCUGGUUUGGUGAGGUCUGUUUCUCUUAUAACUCCCCAGCCUGUAGUGAAGAGCGCUGCACGUAUGCUAGCUCUGGCACUAGCUGAGACGGCCCAGCAGGCCACUCGACUUAGCAAGCGUGGAAGUUCGGAACCCCCCACACCAAUUUCUCCAGUUCACCAUCAGAACCCACUCUUCACACUUCAGUUUCCUCCUCUACAGAUGUCCUCUGAUCGAGAGGAACGAUAUACCUCCAACAGGACUUUCCCAGAUCCAUCCAGCACCAUGUCUACCGAUGCAGGCAGCCUUCAGAGCAUCUGUGCCUGCCACGGCAGUGAAAGUGGACUCAGCUUCUCCGAUGGUUGCGAGGCACCAGCUGGUAUCCACUGCACUCAUGUGUCCUCUCAGGGUUUCUCUCCUUGUAGAGAUCCAGAGGUACAGCUGGCUCAAGAGAGCCACAAAACAAUGAGAGACAACAUACGCCAUGUUGGAGUUGGCACAGAUGGAGAUGGUCCAAGCCGAGAUCCUGAGAUCAAAGUGUAUGGAACUUUACAGCCAUCACUUUCAGAGAGAUUCUCAGUGCAAGCUUCCUCAGGCUCUGAUCAGUCAGCUAUCGCUGCCCUACACAACAAACAGACUGCUAAUGCCGCAAACUUCAGAGCCGUUUUAGUGGAGACAGCCGUGCCUGCUUUAGUGCAUGAAGUUCUUCCACAAAGUUCUCCACAAAGUGUAGUUUAUCAGUACAAAUCUAAAGACCAAAGGUCUGCUUACUCCCAACACUGGUCAAGCCUGAUUGGGCAAAGCACCCCUUAUUAUCAACCUGAAGAUAGGCGACCCCAACCUAGAGUUCUCUCCAGAAAUUUCUGCAAUACCCUUGCUCCACGAUCCCUGCAUCAGUCUAUUAAAUAUAAAGGUCAAAGUGAAGAGUACUCCUCAGUUAGUCUCUAUAGAAAAGGAGGACAAAGAUAUCCACCAUUGGAUGGAGUCUCCGUGUACCCUACUAUCCGCAGGGUACGUUUCAUGCACGCUCCACCCGAGGACACAUUUUUCUUCCUUCAAGGGAACAAGGUUUACCACAGACCACCUCCAUCAGACAUCCAGCAAGUACGACCUUACUUUAAAGAUGGCAAGGUACAGUAUAGGUACAGCCCCUACUCCGAGGCUCGAUAUAAUAAAGCUGAUCAACACAGAGAUGGAUAUACUCUCUCCUACACUCUUAGCACACUGCCUUCUCAUUCAUCAAAAGUGAUGGAUGGCUCUGAGAACUACCACAAGCCUCUACACAACCUGUUGCUAAACAACGAGUCUGAUUUUAUGACCCGAGAUAUUGGUCACCAUCCCAGAACCCUGAAGAACUCUUCUCUCUAUGAGGCUUUUAAUUCCGGUUUAUCUGAUCAACAUUUCAGCCAGUCCAUUAGAGGAGAAAAUGCAGCCAAAGAGAGGCCGUUGCAUCCAGUUGCUCACCAGUCCCGUCCUGCGAGAUGCGAUCGUCAGUGCCAAGAGAAAAUUCCCACUAGGAGCAGGUCAAACUCUGGAAAGGACAUGUUGAUUUCAACUGAAGGGGCUGAUGGAAAAUACAGGGUUACCAUGGUGUCUCAUUACUCCCCAGAGCACCCACUCUCUGAGCCCGAUAUCCCUGUGCCCUCUCGGUCUGACAGGCACGGUAGUGGGCAGGGAGCCAAAUCGGCUUUUAUAAUGAAGCAGAGUCGAUCCAUGCACAACUAUCCUCAAGCACUGCCACGCAAUUUGACCCUACAUAAGGAAUACAGCUGCCCUGACUUUAAAAACACUGCAUCCAGUGAUGGCUUUGGUGUGGUACACCCCAGCCAAGACAGGCUGAUGUAUAAGACUCUCAGCAACUCCUUUAAAGAGGACUACCAGUACAUUCGGCCAGUGAGCAGAGACUCGCAGGGGUCUAAGAGAUCGCAGAGUGUUAAAACACAACAUCCACCUGCUCAAGCCAAAAUAACUCAAGAGCGGGACCACAGACUGUCAUUCUCUUCCCAAAGUAGAACCAGAACUCGUAGCAUGUUUGUGCCAUCACGCUCAGACUAUUUGAACAGCUAUGUUUCUGUACAGCCAAAAGUCCGUAAGACCAGUCGAGCAGGGUCUGGCAUUUCCCCAAACUAUGGCUGCAUGGCUCCUCAUGGUAACAGAUUGCAUUCAACUGCUGUGGGCCAUGCAGGUUUUCACCAGACAGAUCUUAGGCCAGAAAUGCAGAUAUAUGCUGAUUUGUAAUAAAAUAAAUAAAUAAAAUAAAAUGAGCAAUAAGACCUCUGCAAUAAAAUAAUAUUUAAAGUUUAAAAAGGCUUGAAUUGUUCACUGAGGGGGUUUCCAUCACUGUAUGCAUCACUGUUCAAAUGGUUUAAGGAAACACAAAUUUGAUAAACUCACUCAUAGAUUAUGGAAAUGGAUAAUUGUGGCUUUAUUGCUACUUCGAUUUGUUUAAAUGUGUCGUGUUAAUUUUGUAAUUUUGUUACUAAAGUCAAGGGUUGUAAAAAUAAUCAAAAUAUGAUCUUAAAUUUAAGUAGAUGAGAAAAAUUAACAAUGGCUUUCAAAAUGUCCAAUAUGUAGGAGCCACUGCCUAGUGUAUUUUGGGUGAAGAGUGUAGUUAUGUAUUACCGUCAAUGUGGAAUCUAAAAACAUUUUUAUGAAUAUGACAUUAUCAAAUAUGAGCUGACUUCUAAAGAGAAUACAUAUGAAAGGUAAUGAAAGGGUGUUAUAUUGCUAUUGCUAUUUCCCCUAUCGUUUGCUCUCUGCAAUUUAUUAUCAUGCACUUUAUAGUUGGUCUGUGUUUUUAUGUAAGAAGAGGCACUUUAGAUGUUAUCAUUUUGAUGCUUAAUUUUCCAUUAUGUUCAAAAUAAUGUUAAAGGAAUAGUUCACUCAAAAAUGAAAACUCGGUCAUAAUUUCCAUACCCUCAUGUUGUUCCACACCCUUAUGACUUUCUUUCUUAUGUGGAACACAAAAGGAAAAUUUUAAUGAAUUUUCAGGUCCAACAUUUCAAAUCAGUGACAGUUGACAGGUACUCAUGUUAAAGCUUAAAAGAACCAAAAGUAUCCUAAAAAAAAAAAAAAAAGUCCACAUGACACAAGGGUGAGUAAAUUAUGACAGAAUUUAAAUUUUUGGGUGAACUAUUCCUUUAAAGACAUAACAUAUUAUUAAACCAGUAGGUUUAUAUAGAGCUGCAGUAACCAUUACAUGGUUGCAUUUGGAAAAAAAAACAAACUGUGCUUUUCUGAUAAACUGCUGUUAUGCUAGUGUGAUUUUUAACAAGUGCACUGUUCUACAUAUUAGUUGAUUUUAUGCGUUUUUAUGUGUUCACUUUGCUUUGUCUGUCAUUAAAGUUAUUUAAUCAAAUUCACAA